GUCUGUCUUUCUUGCCUCCUGAGUUUCCUCUUUACACCACUGUGAUUGAAUGUUACCUUCAUUUUUUUUAGCACUUUAUAAUCAUCUGUGGACCUGAAAGAGGAACCAAAACCUUAACAAACACCUGCAGGAAGAGUUGGAGAAAUAAUAGGAAAUUCAACGUCAAAUUCUUGAAAUGAAACUUAAUGUUAGUGUGAGUAAUAGCAGUACUACAGCCAAAAGAUCUGGAUUUGUGUCUCAAAAUCAAACAGUGUUCAUCUUUUCUUUCUAAGCAAGUGACUCAAAUACUGAGUGCAGAUAUGUCUGCUGCCAGUAAUCUGCGAUCUGAAGAUCAGUUUAUGUGCUCCAUCUGUCUGGAUGUGUUCGCUGAUCCAGUCACCACACCAUGUGGACACAACUUCUGUAAGAAGUGUAUCACUCAGCACUGGGAUAGAAAUGUUCCUUGUCAGUGCCCCAUGUGCAAAGAGGCUUUUUACUGUAGACCUCUGUUGAAGGUUAACACUUUGUUCUCUGAGGUGGUUGCUCAGUUCAGACAUGAAACUCAACAGAAAGCCAGGAGGAGCAGCUCAGAGCAACAAGCUGCCAAACCAGGAGAAGUUCCCUGUGACAUCUGCACUGGAACCAGACUGAGGGCCCUGAAGUCCUGCCUGGUGUGUCUGACCUCCUACUGUGAGACACACCUAGAACCUCAUCUGACAAUCAAAGGUCUGAAAAGACAUCAGCUGAUUGAGCCUGUGGAGAACCUGGAAGGCAGGAUGUGUACGAAGCACGAUAAACAUCUGGAGCUGUUCUGUAAGACCGAUCAGACAAGUGUUUGCAUGCUUUGCUCUGUUUUAGACCACAAGACUCAUGAGUUUGUUCCUCUGAGAGAAGAAUCUGAAGAAAAGAAGGCAGAGCUGAGGAAGACAGAUGAUGAAAUUCAGCAAAUGAUCGAGAAGAGACGACAGAAGAUUCAGGAGAUCAAUGAGUCAGUGAAGAUGAGUAAAGAUGCUGCAGACAAACAGAAAACAGAAGGUGUUCAGAUCUUCACUGUUCUGAAAGAGUUUAUUGAGAAAGGCCUGAAGAAGGUCAUAAAGGAGAUAGAAGACAAACAGGAAACAACAGAGAAACAGGCUGAAGAUCUCUGCAAAGAGCUGGAACAGGAAAUCUCUGAGCUGAAGAAGAGGAGCUCUGAGGUGGAGAAGCUAAUAUUGUCUGAAGACCACCUCCACCUUAUUCAAAGCUUCUCAUCUCUGAAAGCUGUUCCAGCUACCAAGGACUGGACUGAGGUCAUCGUCCUUCCACCAACAUAUGAGGGGACUGUGAUGAGGGCUGUGGCUCAGCUGGAGGAGACACUCAGGAUGGAAAUGAAGAAACUGUUUGAGGCUGAGCUGAGGAGGGUCCAGCAGUAUGCUGUGGAUGUGAGUCUUGAUCCUGAUACAGCACAUCCUGAGCUCAUCUUGUCUGAUGAUGGAAAACAAGUGAAUCAUGGAGAUGAAAAGCAGAAUCUUCCAGAAAACCCGGAGAGAUUUUCUUACUGUGUUUGUGUUUUAGGAAAGCAGAGUUUCUCUUCAGGCAGAUUUUACUUUGAGGCUCAAGUUAAAGGAAAGACUGACUGGGAAUUGGGAGUGGCCAGAGAGUCGAUCGACAGGAAGAACAUAAUGACUCUUAGUCCCGAGGAUGGAUUCUGGACUGUAGUGCUGAGAAAUGGAAAUGAGUACAAAGCUCUCGAUGAUCAUGAUGUCUGUCUCUCUCGUCCGUCUGCUCCUGAGAAGGUGGGAGUGUUUGUAGAUUAUGAGGAGGGUGUGGUUUCCUUUUAUGAUGUAGAUGCAGCAGCUCUUAUCUACUCCUUUACUGGCUGCUCCUUCACUGAGAAACUCUACCCAUACUUCAAUCCCUGUAAUAACGACAAUGGCAAAAACUCUGCACCUCUCCUCAUCACUCCCAUUAAUCACACUGAGUAGAAAAAUGAUUUUAUAUGUAAGCAGUCUGUGUUAAGAACACAUUAGUUGGUGACACUGAUUGAUUUGGUCUUCUUUUCUUCUCUGAUUCUGAUUGAUUUCUUUGUGUUUUUAUGUCAUAUUCGUCCUAAAUUGAGCUUAAAGUUUGAGUGAUGCUGAUUUUGACUGAGGCAAAAUAGUCUUAAUUUUUUUUCUAAUUACAAAACAUUUUUAUUCUUUAUUAAAACAUAAAUAGAAGAAUAUGUUUUAUCAAUAUAUAAAUGAAAAAUUGGAUUAUGUGCUGCUUCCCUGUUGAGUAAUUAUCAUCAACUAGGAACACUGGGAUAAGUGCAUCUUGGAUCCAGACAUGCUCAUCCUUUCUCAAACCUCUCCUCACAAAAGACAAGAACAAAAUCAGCAUUAGCUCAGAGAAGGUUAACUAGCUCAGUAUAGCUGAAGUAUGCUGAUUACGGUUUUGUGAUUUUUACUAUUUGAUUUUGGUUUUGCUUUGUUCUCGCUAAAUUGCUUUAAUAAAAUUUC
This is a messenger RNA of Pelmatolapia mariae (spotted tilapia), 2459 nucleotides long. RefSeq names its product E3 ubiquitin-protein ligase TRIM39-like. NCBI's taxonomy places the organism in Eukaryota, Metazoa, Chordata, Actinopteri, Cichliformes, Cichlidae. The transcript is spliced from 2 exons. Bases 300 to 1943 code for a protein of 547 amino acids. The record is from RefSeq and is a predicted model, not a curated record. Gene Ontology annotation, molecular function: protein binding; zinc ion binding.